AUGGGGGACGGUGGACUCAGACCUAGUAACCUGAACACCUUCCGGUGUGCCUUCCGCAGAGUCAAGUGCGUCAUCACAGACGAAGUCAGUAUGAUGUCCGCCGACCAACUCAAACUGGUUGAUUGCGGUCUGCGCCAGAUCACGCAGCGACUCACCCGAACCUUCGGUGGACUGAACGUCAUUUUCUGCGGGGACCUGCGGCAGUUGCCGCCCGUGCGUGCCAGCGAGAUCUUCAAGCGGCGCCGCAGUGCUGAUGGUCUCCUCGGAUUCAGCACUGUCACCUGGCAUCAUCUCGAAUACUUCCCACUCGCGAGAGUCGUGCGCCAGUCCGACGUCACCUUCUCCGCGGUCCUCACCAAGAUUCGGGACGGCCGCGCGCUCAAGCCCGAAGAAGUAAAGCUUCUCGAAUCCAGGUUCGUCACGGUAGAGGAAGCCGCCGAGCGCGCGCCCUCGGCCGUGCGCAUCUUCUACUCGAACGCCGAUAUCACGCGUUUCAACGAGACCGUGGCUCGUUCGCAGGACGACUUCGUGGUGCUUUGCGCGCAGAAUCGGUACCUUGGCUGCUAG
Rhipicephalus microplus (southern cattle tick) is the source of this 567-nucleotide messenger RNA. RefSeq names its product ATP-dependent DNA helicase PIF1-like. The record is from RefSeq and is a predicted model, not a curated record. NCBI's taxonomy places the organism in Eukaryota, Metazoa, Arthropoda, Arachnida, Ixodida, Ixodidae.